GCCUCCGGUCUGGACUUUUCCAGACUCAUCCAGGGUUCAACCCGCUCCCUUAUCUUGCUCUGAACCCCGUUCGGCAUCGGUUGGUGGGUUCCUAGUGAGGCACCCCGUUGGACACUAGACGUCGUAGUGCUCCUCCUACGUCCACUUUUCUUGCCCCGUUCAAUCUUCUAUCUCCAUAUCUCCAUCUUUCCUCCCCAUCAAAAACCCACUGUACCGCUCCCCCUCCCCCACUCUCAGUGCCCUGAUUCCCUCAUUCUCGACCUAAUUGGCAGCAUCCCCUUCUCCAUAUGUGAUUCUCGACUCUCCCCUGGGUCAACUUACACGGCUGCCAACCGGUUACCUCUACAAUGUGGCCUAGUGUGAGGUUUCUAUUUUGGAACGAAGACGCGCAACCGCCCAUCUAUCUGCCCAUCAUCGAUUCCCAAACCGUGAUAAUCUUUCUUCUUCAAACAUACUGUCGCUACCUCCCUAAUCGCAUAUAUACCCAUCUCGAAACUCGAAUGUUGGCUGGCCAGCAAUGCCUCCUCAAACUACGGAAUUCAAAGACGUAGAUCAGUUAGAUCAAUAUGCCUUCCCAGCGUUCGAUUCCGAUGCGCCAAGGCGACGCCGCCCAUCCGAGAGCACGGUAGAUGACGAUGAAUCUACGGAUGAAUAUAUCGAUAAGAACAAGCUGCGUGUACAUACGAGCUAUGACAGAGGUCCUGAACGCCUCCAUACCCGGGGGUGCUCCCCGAUGUCACCGUUCGAGCAGAAGCAGUCUCAGCAGCUCGACGAUGAGCUCGAGAUGCUGAAGGCGGAGUCGACGGUCAACCAAGCGAACGAGGAAAGAGAAAGAGAAAGACACUCUGAGACCCUGUCGAGAACCAGAUCCCUCGCCCGGACAAGGUCGAGGGUGAAUACCGAGCCGGCGGAUGAAUUUGAUAUCGGCACCACGCCCGUGUAUGAGCAGACCAAGGUGUAUCAGCCGCCCGCCAAACCGGCGACGCGGUUGGCGAAGAUGUUUAUCAAAGUCCACCAAUCGAGUUUCAUCGUGCGGUAUCUGUGCUAUAUCACGCCUGUGGCGCUGGUUAUACUGAUACCACUGCUCCUCGGGGCGUUCCUGUUCAAAGAUGCGACUGUGGGAGACGUCAGGCUGAUGUGGUUUUGUAUUUGGCUUGAGAUCUUCUGGCUUACGCUGUGGCUGGGCCGGAUCAUUGCCAAGUGCAUCCCAUACCCCGUGGGUCUCAUCGCCACCAUCUUCACCAACUCCGAGAAGGUGUGGCGAGACAUGGCAAGGCAGCUUGAAGUCCCCAUCGCGCUCUUCUUCUGGUGGCUCGCCGUGGAAGUCUCCUUCCUCCCAACGAUGGUAAACCACCACUCUGACGGCGACAAGACCACUCGCGGCUGGGAGAAAACAAUGAACAAAGUAAUCAUCUCGAUCUUCGUCUGCGCCACGCUCAACUUCAUCGAAAAGAUAAUCAUCCAACUCAUCGCCAUCAGCUUCCACCUCCGCACCUACGCCGACCGCAUCGAGAUCAACAAAUUCCAAACCAGCUCCCUCGUCAAGCUGUACGUCUACUCGCGCGAGAAAAUCGCCAUGAAGGACUCCGACUUCGAAGCCCCCUCCCCCACCGACGAAUCCACCGGUCUCAAAACCCCCCUAAAAUACAUCAACAAGGCCGGCAAGGGCGUAAAACAGGGCUUCAACCGCGUCGGCAACGUUGCGGGGAGAGUAGCGGGUGACUUUGCCGGGCGCGAAGUCGAAUCAACUGCCCAGCCGCAGCAGGUCGUUAGUCAGCUCCUCAGCAGCACUUCGGGGAGCCAAGUGCUCGCGCGGCGCCUGCAUCGCACGUUUGCGCCUGAGGGUGCGGAGACGGUGUCUGACGAGGACUUGGCGCCGGCGUUUGAUAAUAAUGAGGAGGCGGAUGCGGCGUUCGGGAUGUUUGAUAAGGAUAUGAAUGGUGAUAUUAGUAUGGAGGAGCUGGAGGCGGUGUGCGUGGAGAUCGGGCGCGAGAGGAAGGCGAUUACGGCGUCGUUGAAGGAUCUGGAUUCGGUGGUGGGGAAGCUGGAUGAUUUGUUUCUGUUUAUUGUGGCGGUGAUUACGAUUCUGGUGUUUAUCUCGCUGAUCUCGACGAGCGCGGCGGGUGUGCUGACGAGUGCUGGGUCGGCGGUGUUGGCCUUGUCUUGGCUGUUCAGCGCGACGGCGCAGGAGGUGCUGCAGAGUAUCAUUUUCGUCUUCAUUAAGCACCCCUUCGAUGUCGGGGAUCGUGUUACCAUCUACGGAAACACGGGCGCGGCGGGGUUGGGUGAUGAUUACUUCGUCAAGGAGAUAGCGCUCCUAUUCACCGAGUUCAAGAAGAUGGAAGGACACGUCGUGCAAGCUCCCAACAGCUACCUGAAUACGCUAUUCAUCCUCAACCAGCGCCGCAGUGGUGGGCUCGCCGAGGCGGUCCCGGUGACGAUGAAGUUCGGGACGACGAUUGAGCAGUUGGAGGGGCUGAGGGUGGCUCUGAUGGAGUUCGUGGCGACGGAGAAUAGGGAGUAUCAGAGCAAUAUUCUGACGGAGCUGAGGACGGUGUAUGAGGCGUACAGCAUUAGUAUGAACGUUGUCUUCUUCUAUAAGAGUAACUGGCAGAAUGAGUUGUUGCGUCUGCAGAGACGGAAUAAAUUCAUUUGUGCCUUGAUGGUUGCUAUGCAAGACCUCGGCAUAGAAGGACCCCGCCGCACAUGGGCCGGCCAAAACCCCGAAGCCCCCGUCUACAUGUCCUCCCACAACACCUACACCCCCCCAACCGUCGAACACCCCUUCUCCCCCAGCUCCGGCCCCAGCUCCGGCCCAGGUCCAAGCCCCCACCCCCUCCGCUCCCCCACCAGCGCCUCUCAAUCCCCCUCUCACCCCUCUACGAUCCCCGAGGUUCCGCCAUCGAAACUGGGCAGCUAUCCUUCGAUUCUGAGGCAGAGGGGGAGUAUGAGAGCUGGGAGCGCGAGGGUGCCGGGGGGAAGGAAGGAGAGUAUGGGACAGAUGAGUAAACGUGUUGAUUUCUCGCUCGGGAUGAGUGGGAUUAGUAGCGGGGCGGAUAUGGGGGAUAUUUAUGAUAAGCCGAAGGUGCGCGUCCCUGUCUCGUUCAGGGAAGCUGAGGUGGAGGAUGAGGAGGAGAAAGAAAGGGAGGGGGAGGGGAGAAAAAGUGGUGGGGGGGAGGGAGCGAGUCUGGGGAGGACGGGGAGUAGAGGGAGUGGGAGUGUGAGGAGUAGGAGUAAGAAGGGUGGAUUGUUUGGACGCAAGAGUAAGGAGGAGGGGGCGCCGGGGGAUUUGGAGGCGCAGGUUGGGGGCGGGAGUGGGGGAGUGCAGAUGAGUGAGCUUGAGGGGCGGGGGGAGGGGCAGCAUCUUGCGGGGAUUCCGGAGGUGCCUGGUCGUGGGGAGAAGGUUGGGGGGGGGGAGAAGAGGGAGAAGGGGGGGGAGAAGAGGGAGAGGGGGAGGGCGGGGAGUAGAGAGGAGUUGAUUGGGGAGGAGAGGGGGGAGGGUGAGAAGAGGCAGUGAGUGAGUGAGGGAGGGAGGGUGAGAUGGGGGAUGUGAAUUGGUGAGGGAUAUUCAAGGGGGGUUGAGGGAUUUAAGGAGUUGGGUUCGUGUAGGUUGGUUAUUGAACCUGAACCUUAACCUGAACUUGAGAAACCUGGAAGGGCGGCUGCUCUGCUCAUCGAUGGGGGUCCGAAGUUGGGCCUCUAAACUGGAUGAUGGGAUGGGUAGAGAUGGGUGGUUAUAUAGAAUGACACAAUAUAGAUGGAUAGAUGGAUAGAUUUUAUGAUUAUAUGGCCUACACACAUACACAUACAUACAUACCUGAACACAUAGCAUCAGGCCCAAACGUCGCGCUGGCAUGGCAUAGCUAAGCUACAGAUUAAUGUGGUGACACCACGUCCUCUCCCAAGACGGGUGCAUAACGGCCCGGCGACGACCACCACCUCGAUCGAUGAGGUGCAGUGUACGACCGGCGACCGGCUGAGACUCCGGCCGGGACCAUGGAGUGUGCGGUCUGUACUCCGUAAGCUGUCUAUCGAUCUGUUUUAGCAAGGAGGGGAGUCGGUGAGGUGAGUAUGUAUGUGAAUGUCAUCGCGGCGUAAGUG
This is a messenger RNA of Pseudogymnoascus verrucosus, 4101 nucleotides long. RefSeq lists its product as uncharacterized. Gene Ontology annotation, cellular component: membrane. The transcript is spliced from 2 exons. Lineage: Eukaryota; Fungi; Ascomycota; Leotiomycetes; Thelebolales; Thelebolaceae. Gene Ontology annotation, biological process: calcium ion transmembrane transport; intracellular calcium ion homeostasis. Gene Ontology annotation, molecular function: calcium ion binding; calcium channel activity. The record is from RefSeq and is a predicted model, not a curated record. Bases 518 to 3517 code for a protein of 999 amino acids.